Messenger RNA from Salvia miltiorrhiza (redroot sage), 936 nucleotides. RefSeq lists its product as uncharacterized. The record is from RefSeq and is a predicted model, not a curated record. Bases 1 to 936 code for a protein of 311 amino acids. Lineage: Eukaryota; Viridiplantae; Streptophyta; Magnoliopsida; Lamiales; Lamiaceae. The transcript is spliced from 3 exons.
AUGCUAAGGUUCAAUCCUUCGUCCUCUUCAGAGGAGAAUCGAGCAGGAAGCGGCUCUCCGGCCGGGUGUGGCUGCACUGGAGCCAAGGAUUGGCUGCUUGUCGGCCUUUUAGCAGUGGUGGUGACGAUUUCGCCGUAUUUGAGAGAAAGAGGCGACUCCUCAUCGAGAAAAGCUAGGGCUCACGAUCUGUCACAGAUUGAGAGAGAGAGCAUGCGGUGGGUGUCGUUGGCGAAGUUUAACUCUGGUUUUGGUUAUGACAACGACACCAAAAAAUUCACGGCCCCAGAUGAAGUAUGGGAUGCGUAUAUAGAGGCUCACCCAAAAGAUGCAUACUUACGCACUGAACGUUUUUCGGAUUUUGAUGACUUGAGGCUUGCUGUUGGAAACGGUGUGGCUGUAGGAAGAAACGCAAUUGGAGUGGGCAAUGCUACUGAUGCUAGGACAAUAGGAGUUGAUGAAAGUAGAGGUCCGCUCAUAGAGGAGUUGAAUUACGAUGCUGCUAAUGAGGCGUUUGUAGUACUGGGUGAAGAUGAUCCACCAUUAUCCGGCUCCAAAUCACCUUUGGAGUCCACUGAAGUGCCUGUGGAGUCCACUCAGAGAAGAGCUCCCGCCAAAAGAAGCAGAGGCCAGUUUGAGACAAAUUCAGGCCACACUGAAAAUAGUUUGCAUCAGGAGCUCAUGGUAGAAAUUAAAAAAGUUACUAGCACAAUGGAUCGAGUUGAAAGCCUCUUCGUGAAACGAGAUACUAUGCUGGAGAGAAGAGAAAAAGAAAAAGGUUAUACAACUUGGGAUGCUAUCAAAGAAAUUCAUGAUUUGAGUGACGAUGCCCGCAUGACAGCAUUUGACUUGCAUGUUACAAAGUCACAAAAAUAUGGAUUUAUGAAAAUGACUGUUCCUGAACGCAAAAGAUUGAUAGAAUCCAAGACUAGGAAAUAG